Podarcis raffonei (Aeolian wall lizard) is the source of this 2163-nucleotide messenger RNA. RefSeq names its product vomeronasal type-2 receptor 26-like. The transcript is spliced from 4 exons. Bases 1 to 2163 code for a protein of 720 amino acids. NCBI's taxonomy places the organism in Eukaryota, Metazoa, Chordata, Lepidosauria, Squamata, Lacertidae. Gene Ontology annotation, molecular function: G protein-coupled receptor activity. The record is from RefSeq and is a predicted model, not a curated record. Gene Ontology annotation, cellular component: membrane. Gene Ontology annotation, biological process: G protein-coupled receptor signaling pathway.
AUGACCUAUCGUUCCACUCUGGACCUGCUCUUUAAAUCAAAGCACUUUGUCCCAAACUAUAAAUGUGGCAUUCAGAACAAAGUAAUAGGAGUAAUCGGGGGACUUGAUUCUGAUAUUUCUUCACGCUUGGCAGACAUCUUAGGUCUUUACAAGAUUCUACAGAUUUCAUAUGGUUCAUUUGAAACAGCAGCCAUUGAUCAGAUAAAGUUCCCUUCCUUUUACCGCAUGGUUCCCAACGAAGGCCUUCAGUAUCAGGGAAUUAUCCAGUUACUUCUGCAUUUCAGAUGGAAAUGGGUCGGGCUCAUUGCUCUAAACGACAAAGGGGGAGAAACAUUCUUGCAGACCAUAGAGCCAAUACUUUCCAAGCAUGGAAUAUGUUCAGCAUUCACAGAAAGAGUUCAAAAACAUAUAUAUUUCGCAGGUAAUGGACUUGUAAUGGUUGAUGACCUACUAAAUAAUUUGCCAACUUUCAUGCUGAGCAAGGCCAAAGCAGUUAUUAUAUAUGGAGAAAGUGCAACUGUUCGAUGGUUGGGAGGUGUUAUAGGAGUAGUCAAGAUACUUCAACAAAUCAAUCAACAGUAUAAAAAGAUGUUAUCUCCAGAAAAGGUUUGGAUUACAACAGCCCAAAUUGAUUUUACCUUGUACACUUUUCAAAAGAUUACUGAGGUUGAUAGACAAAUGUUCCAUGGUUCUAUCUGCUUCUCAAUUCAAGCAAAGGAGCUUCGGGAUUUCGAAGAAUUUCUUAAGAGUAUAAAUCUUUCAUGGGCAGAUGCAGAUGGUUUUAUCAACGAUUUCUGGGAACAAGCAUUUAGUUGUUCACUUUCAAACUCCACUGUGUCAACAUACUCAUGUACCGGGGAGGAGUUGCUGGAGAGCCUUCCUGCACCAUUCUUUGAAAUGAGAAUGACUGGCCAUAGCUACAGUAUCUAUAAUGCUGUGUAUGCUUUGGCACAAGCCUUACAUAUGACUUCCUCAACUAAAACCAACUUCAGAAAAAUGGAGGGUGGAGACAAGCUAUUUUAUCAGAAAGUGGAACCCUGGAAGCUCCACUCAUUUCUUCAAGGAAUGUCAUUCAACAACAGUGCUGGAGAUGAAAUUACAUUGAAUGAACAUGGAGAAUUGGACGCUGGAUUUGAUAUUACAAAUUUGAUCACAUUCCCAAAUAAAUCCUACGUCAGAGUCAAAGUGGGAUGGCUGGACCCUCAGGCUCCUCCUGGGAAACAAUUCACCAUUGAUGAAGCCAGAAUUGAAUGGCACAGAAAUGUAGAAAAUUGUGCAAGUUGUGCAAAGGAUCUAUAUCCAAACAAAGGCCAGGAUCUAUGCAUUCCUAAGAUACCAAACUUCUUAGCUUUUGAUGAAGUGCUGACCAUUGUUUCAACUUCCACUGCACUUUUAUUGUCUCUGGUCACAGCUCUGGUGCUGGUCAUCUUCAUUAAGCACAGGAAUACGGCCAUAGUCAAAGCCAACAACAGAAGCCUCACCUACAUUCUCCUCAUCUCCCUCCUCUUGUGUUUCCUCUGUUCUUUGUUGUUCAUUGGAAAACCUAAUAAGGUGACCUGCCUCCUCCGACAAACCGCUUUUGGCAUCAUCUUCUCUGUGGCCCUCUCUAGCAUCUUGGCCAAAACUAUAUCAGUAGUUUUGGCAUUCAUGGCUACUAAGCCAGGAUCCAGUAUCAGGAAAUGGGUGGGGAAAAGAUUGGCUUACUCCAUAGUCCUUUCCUGCUCUAAAACUCAAGUAGUGAUAUGUGCACUCUGGCUGACAAUCUCUCCUCCAUUCCCAGAUUUGGACAUGCACUCAAUGAGGGAAGGAAUUAUAUUUCUAUGUAAUGAAGGGUCAGUCCUCAUGUUUUACUGUGUCUUGGGCUAUAUGGGUUUCCUGGCCAUUGUCAGCUUCACUGUGGCCUUCUUAGCCAGGAAGUUGCCUGACAGUUUCAAUGAAGCCAAGUUCAUCACCUUCAGCAUGCUGGUCUUCUGCAGUGUCUGGCUCUCCUUCAUUCCAACGUACCUGAGCACCAGAGGAAAAUACAUGGUGGCUGUGGAGAUCUUCUCCAUCUUGGCUUCCAGUGCUGGGCUGCUGGGUUGCAUCUUUUCCCCUAAAUGCUACAUUAUUGUGAUGAGGCCUGAGUUAAACAACAGAGAGCAAUUGAUACGGAGAAAGAUAUAA